CAGGGCCGGGGGGCGGGGAGAGGCGGGGGCGGCCCCGGCGUGGCCAAGGCUCGCGGGCCCGGGCGCAGCCGCCCAGCUGUCGCCUGAGCCCAGUGGAGCGAGUGAGCUAUGGCCGGCCUCAACUCACUGGAGGCGGUGAAGCGCAAGAUCCAGGCCCUGCAGCAGCAGGCGGACGACGCAGAGGACCGUGCGCAGGGCCUGCAGCGCGAGCUGGAUGGCGAGCGCGAACGGCGCGAGAAAGCUGAAGGAGAUGCGGCCGCCCUCAACCGCCGCAUCCAGCUGGUGGAGGAAGAGCUGGACCGGGCUCAGGAGCGACUGGCCACAGCCCUGCAGAAGCUGGAGGAGGCAGAGAAGGCUGCUGACGAGAGUGAGAGAGGCAUGAAGGUGAUAGAGAACCGAGCCAUGAAAGACGAGGAAAAGAUGGAGAUCCAGGAGAUGCAGCUCAAAGAAGCCAAGCACAUCGCUGAGGAGGCUGACCGGAAGUAUGAGGAGGUUGCUCGUAAGUUGGUCAUCCUGGAGGGUGAGCUGGAGAGAGCAGAGGAGCGGGCGGAGGUGUCUGAACUAAAGAGUAGCGACCUGGAAGAGGAGCUCAAGAACGUAACUAACAAUCUGAAAUCACUGGAGGCUGCUUCUGAAAAGUAUUCUGAAAAGGAGGAUAAAUAUGAAGAAGAAAUCAAGCUUCUGUCUGACAAACUGAAAGAGGCUGAGACCCGAGCUGAGUUUGCGGAAAGGACAGUUUCUAAACUGGAGAAGACAAUCGAUGACCUGGAAGAAAAACUUGCCCAGGCCAAAGAAGAGAACGUGGGCUUGCAUCAGACACUGGACCAGACACUAAACGAACUUAACUGUAUAUAAACCAAACCAGAGGAGUCCUGUCUUGACACCAACUCCACUCCAGAGAGUGCACCCUGUCUUCCUCUCUUAUAAGAAGUUCCGCUUACUACCAUGUCUCCACCUUGCUGGAAAGGCCAAGCAGAAAAUGAAUUCAUGACCAAACAUUCUGUGUUAGACAAGCUUUGAGCACCAGUUAAGUUUAAUCCUUCCUUUUCCAUUCAAAUGGCACCAGCUUCUUUGGCUAUUCUUAUUCUUAAAUUGCAUUUAUUCCUAAAACGGGCAGGGAAUUUCACACUGCGUAUAGCUGCUUAAGGCUGAGGGCAUUUGGUUCUCGGGGAAUUAGUCAGCCCCACACCUUGAAACACAGGCUCAAGUAUCUAAUUGUAGCUGGUCGCUGCUGGGGAAGUUUGUGAGGCUAGGGGUUGUUGCAAGAAAACAUGUAGAAAUUUUCCACCCAGAGCAAAAAUUAAAAACCGUCUAUGGGAAGUCAUAAAGCACAACUAGAUUGGCCCGAUCUAACUGAGUCUGUUCCACACUCCCCCGUGGAGAACAGAUUUAUUUACUUCAGCUUUCCAGGUGAGAAUGCUGGGGUGAUCACUGCUGCCCAUGUGCCUUCCGAUCGAGCUUUAAUGCUGUUCGGUGUACACAUUCCCUUCACUCCAGAAUUGUUCUUUGAGGAGCAAGUGUCUUAUUCCAGGACUUCUCUGCCAUGGUCUAACCAUACGCUCAGCAGGGAAUAUGGCAGAGUCCAACCCUUUUCAGAUCAGUCCUGUCUGGAUCAAGACUGCUAGCAAAGCCAGGUACCAGCGCUACACAGCGAGACUCUGUCUCAAAUAAUACAAAGGUUGCCAGCCAUCAGUACAUUGAUGCCAAGGGUUAGGCAACAAAGGGUCUCUCCAGCCGCAAAGUUGUGAUAGAAAAAGAAAUUGGCUUAACUUCAUCUCCAUUGUUCAGGGAACAAGAAAUGGGAGCUUGAGUUUGCUGAGACUUGAAUUCCUUUGGGAAUGACACUAAUAGAGACCGAGAACUCCUGACUGAACUGGACGUGGAGCGCUCUAGAGGCUGCACAUAUUUUUUGGCUUUGUAGUUUUGCUUUUUCAGUUAACAUCUCACUGAAACAUUCCACAUUCCCCAGAAGUGUGGGGCCACCUCGAGUUUACAGUGCUGACGGAGAGUCACCUGCUUCUAGCUUAUCUGAACCCUGCCCCUCACUCCUAUUUAUUAAGCAUCACACUACCAGGGAGAUGAACUUUUAGCAAACUGUGCAAUUGAUAAAAUCUACUCUGUUCUUUAGAUUCUUGCGAUUGUAUCAUACGUAAUGGUAUCACUUUUUCUACAUUUUGGUCAAAUAAAUUUUUGCAUAAAUAA
Molecule: messenger RNA, 2202 nt
Organism: Rattus rattus (black rat)
Lineage: Eukaryota; Metazoa; Chordata; Mammalia; Rodentia; Muridae
Gene: Tpm4
Product: tropomyosin 4
Exons: 8
Coding region: 109-855 (248 amino acids)
Biological process (GO): actin filament organization; muscle contraction
Cellular component (GO): actin filament
Molecular function (GO): actin filament binding
Source: RefSeq, a predicted model, not a curated record